Molecule: messenger RNA, 2077 nt
Organism: Odocoileus virginianus texanus
Lineage: Eukaryota; Metazoa; Chordata; Mammalia; Artiodactyla; Cervidae
Gene: SLC35F4
Product: solute carrier family 35 member F4
Cellular component (GO): membrane
Source: RefSeq, a predicted model, not a curated record
CCUACAGCUAACAUCAUUCUCAACAGUGAAAAAAAGUUGAAAGCAUUCCACUCUCACUACUUUUAUUCAACAUAUUGAAUAAAUCUCCUAGCCAGGACAGAGGAGAUACAACGAAGCUGGAUUUUAGUGAGCAAACUGAUGGAAAAGUGUAUAGAAGAUUUAAUAGGAGAGCUAGUUGGCAGUUUUACCAGUUAGGAAUUCAACAGACCUCAGGAAGAAAAGGGAGAAGAAAUCACACCAUUUUGCUUUCCCUGAGGUAUACUAUUCGACUGUAAGAACAGUGCUAAUUCAGAGCAGAUAAAUCAACCCAAACACCAUUUUCUAAUGUUCAUUUAGUUAAUGGAUUUAUCUAAAAAGACCCUUUAUCUUAGGGAACAGACUUUACCAACAUAGCAUUUUCUUUUUAGGAUCCCCUUUUGUAAAAUUAGAAACGAACUCAAUGAAUGUUCCGUAUAUUUUACUGCCAUGACAUUUAAAUAUGUUUUUCCUCCAGGAAAUUUUCAAACUGAUCUCUUUCUUCCCAGGUACCUCCAGAUCAUCAGUUACUCGAUGUAAACCUGGAGCCAACUGCCCCAGUUCACACAGUAGCAUCAGCAGACAACUGUCCCCUCUCUCUGUCACAGAAGAUUCCUCUGCUGCUAUUCUUGAACUUCAGAGUCGAGGAUCCUCUGGAGUUUGUGGACACAGAGCUGAGAGGCAAAACAGAUCAGGGGAUGAUGGAGCACAGACUCAUCCUGAGAACAGCAGCCAAGAAAACAGAAUCAAGGCUCGCUGCCUGUCCUGCAUGUCCAUGGUUCUGAAGGCUGUCUGGGGACUUUUGAUCAUCUUGUCAGUGUCAUCAUCUUGGGUUGGAACCACACAGAUUGUAAAAAUUACUUAUAAGAACUUCUACUGUCCAUUUUUCAUGACUUGGUUUUCAACAAACUGGAACAUUAUGUUUUUCCCAGUCUAUUAUUCUGGUCAUCUGGCCACUGCUCAAGAAAAACAAUCUCCAAUGAAAAAAUUCAGGGAAUGCAGUCGAAUUUUUGGUGAAGAUGGUCUGACCUUGAAGCUCUUUCUUAAAAGAACUGCUCCCUUUUCUAUUCUGUGGACUUUGACUAAUUACCUGUAUUUACUGGCUUUAAAGAAGCUGACAGCCACGGAUGUCUCUGCUCUGUUCUGUUGUAACAAAGCCUUUGUCUUCUUGCUGUCAUGGAUCGUGCUGAAAGACAGGUUCAUGGGAGUGAGGAUAGUUGCCGCAAUAAUGGCAAUCACUGGCAUCGUGAUGAUGGCAUAUGCAGAUAACUUCCACGCCGAUUCUAUCAUAGGAGUGGCAUUUGCCGUGGGCUCAGCCUCAACAUCUGCACUGUAUAAGGUUUUGUUUAAGAUGUUUCUUGGAAGUGCUAACUUUGGUGAGGCAGCACACUUUGUCUCCACGUUGGGUUUCUUCAAUUUAAUCUUCAUCUCCUUCACCCCAGUCAUCCUGUAUUUCACCAAGGUGGAGCACUGGUCCUCGUUUGCAGCUCUGCCAUGGGGCUGUCUCUGCGGGAUGGCAGGGCUCUGGCUGGCCUUCAACAUCCUGGUGAAUGUUGGUGUGGUGCUGACGUACCCAAUCCUCAUCUCUAUUGGGACAGUGCUCAGCGUUCCUGGAAAUGCAGCUGUGGAUCUCCUGAAGCAGGAGGUGAUAUUCAAUGUCGUCCGCCUGGCUGCUACCAUCAUCAUCUGCAUUGGGUUUCUGCUGAUGCUCUUGCCUGAGGAGUGGGACGAAAUUACCCUGAGAUUCAUCAACAGCCUAAAGGAAAAGAAGAGCGAGGAGCACGUGGAUGACAUCACCGAUUCCAGUGUCCACCUGCGAAGCAGAAGCAGGGCCAAUGGGACCGUGUCCAUACCACUGGCUUAAGGAGGGACACAUUUGGAAUGCACGUGUAUGUAUAUUCUGUGAAUAUAAUAGAAUUUUCUCACUACCUGUACACUCAAACUCUGAAUUUGGAUAAGUUAUGUGUGGAAUAAUGCCAACAGAAAAGUUUACAUUUAUAUGCUUAUCAAGGAACUGGUGUAAAUAGUCAUAAUAAAUUUUUUAUUAAAACAUAUUCAUCCU